UUAAGGUAUUUGAGAACAUAAGUCAGCACAAAUAUUGGUGCUCUGAACUCAGGUAAAGUGAAUAACUGAAUUAGUUCAAAUUAAGUAUCGAGCGCGGACGCCUCGCAUUGCACGUCUCGACAAUAACUGACGAGUAGACAAUUUACAAAAAUGUGAUUAAUACAAAAAAUGAUAAUAUCUUAAAGCCACAAAUAAACUCAAACAAAAGCGAAUUUAUAAAAGAUUAAUUACACACUUAUAAAGAUACACAUUUUUAGAGCCAACCAAAAAGAAAUAAGAUAGUGCUUGAAAAAUGAAGUUUCAGAUACUAAUAUUGUUUGCAGUGAUUUCUUUUACAAGUGGUCGCAAAGUAACAAUUCGGGAAAUGCAAGACUAUAACAUAACAGACUUUAACAAAACUCCAGAGUCCAGAGAAAGUAAAGAAGAGCAAAUUGAGCCAUUAAUAAGAAAACAUUAUUGGGGUCAAUUUCCAAUGGAACAUGAACCUCCUGAACCUCCUGUACUAGUAACUGAAAAUAAUCAUAAAAAGAAUACUUCGUCAUUGUUUUGUGAACCCAAAAAAUUUCGACAUAAUUACCUUAUGAGAGGCGGUAGAGUACGAGAAAUGUUGAAUACUUGGAAGCGCGGUAAAAUUGGAGAAGAAGUCACCUUACAUGAUUUGUGUUUGAGAGAGAACGGCAUGCCCCUCACACUGAAAUGUUUAUACAAUAAUAGAACAAGUAUUGCAGAAUGGGAUAGUCAUGUGAACUGGCAGUCGCACAUGUUGUGUCUGCGAAACACAAGUGAAAAGAUCAUAAGCACGGAACUAAAUACUUUGCAUAAUGAAAUUUUGGAAAAUAAACGCUUGCAUAAAGGAAAAGCCGGCCGGAAAGAAGUUACUGAAAAUGUCAAUAUAUUGCUAGAGCAACCGGAUUACAAAAUAUUGCCAGCUGAUGUGCAUUUCACAAAUAAAAUACUGCAGGCAGUAUCAGCAGAAGGAGCCGAUGCUGAACUAACUGAUGACGUGAUCAGCAUAUGCAAUACCAUCAUGACGAAAGAUCCAAGUAUACUACGUGAAACUGCUGAAUUAAAUUCUACUAAUGAGCUAUUGGAAACUUUUGAAAGGUACAUGGAUAGCCUGUCCUCAGAACUUGUACCAACUAGUCGUUGUGGUAUAGUAGUAACAAACACAACAGCCACCAACAGCACACACAUCGCUCAUCAUGUGGAGACUAUUGAUCGAGCGCAUAUUGGUGUGCUUGCACAAAUCUCAACGAAUAUCACUGUUAUUCACAUAAACCCCGAUUGUGCCAAUAUUUCGGGUGUGGCCAUUUAUGAUUAUAGCACCUCAGUGCACUCAACUGUGUCACCAACCAUUCUAAUGCAUACCACUAUCGGAAAAUUUCGUUUUCGGUUUGUUUAUUUGAAUGAAUCAGCAAAUGAGUUAAUGCAUGAGAUCGGACUACAAGUGGCAACAUUUGUGCCCUUAUCGCUCUGGGAAUACUUACGUACAAAUAUCGUGCAACCAAAUAAGCCAGCCACAAUAGUAUUGAAGAUAUAUACGAAUGAUUCACUUUUUGUGGAACAAAGUGAAGUGCAGACACAAAAGCCAUUCAGCAAAAUAUUGUCGAUCUCCAUACCGGGUUAUUCAGUCACCUUUCCGGAAUACUUACCCUUUAUUUUACGGAAUGAAAAUUAUGGUACUGCUACUAGCUCAAACAUAAGCUCCAAUUGCGGUUACUGGAAUUAUUCUACUUGGGUUAGUCAAGGCAUUGUGAAGCAAACGCAGGAUAAAGCUGUUAUUUUGUGUGGAACAAAUCAUCUAACUCCCUUUUCAUUUUUGCUUGGUGGCAGCUAUAGGCAAAAUGACUUGAACGGAGGAGUGCUUAUAACCCCUGCUAAUCAGCGUGCAUUGGAUAUAAUAACACUGUUAGGUUGUACAUUAUCAUUACUAGGCUUACUGGGUAUUUGGUUAACUGCAGUGAUUUUCAAAAGUUGGCGCAAAUUGGCUUCAACCAAAGUCUUGCUUAAUUUGUGUGCUGCUUUAACUCUUCAAAUGGUGCUUUUCAUCUUUGUGAAUACUGAUGACAUGGCUGAAGAGUUGGUCAGGGAGGGCAGCUACGCUAAUUGUAUGGCACUCGGUGCUUUAAUGCAAUACUCAAUUUUGGUGUUGUUCUCAUGGAUGUUAAUAAUUGCUUUUCUGCAAUUUCAACGUUACGUUACUGUGAUUGGCAUCGAACGUCCUCGACAUUACAUUUUAAAAUCAGCACUAGCUGCCUGGGGUUUGCCACUUAUUCCCACACUUUUAGUCUUAUGCAUUGAUCCACAUUCGUAUGUACCAACAGCGUAUCAACUGCGAACAGACAGCGGUGUAUGUUAUCCAUCUGGACAUGGCCUGCACUUUGGCGUCAUACUGCCUGUCUCUUUGAUUGUCUUGGCGAAUUUAAUUAUUUUCAUUUAUGUUUUCUAUAGCAUUUCACACUCACUUAAUCAAACGUUACAGCGACAGGAACGUAAAAUGGUCGUGAAACAAAUACGUCUAUCUAUUUUACUCUUCUUUUUGCUAGGACUCUCAUGGAUAUUUGGGAUAUUUACAUUCAUGAAGGCCGGCAUUGUGUUUGCUUAUCUCUUCUGUUUGACAGCAACAAUUCAAGGCUUCAUUCUAUUUAUUUAUUUUAUUUUAUUGGACGAAUUGCCCAGAAAUGCCUGGUUAAAUCUCAUUUUCAAUGAUAGAAAACCGAAGAAGGUUGUGAAAUCAACCGAGCUACAGUCUAUCAGUACGAAUACCACCGGCACUACGAGUGAUAAUCAACAGAAUUAAAUGAACAAAUUAAUUUUAAGUGGAAGAAGUAAUUUAUUAACGUUUCUGUAUGUAAUUUCAUAUAAAAUUUAUAUU
This is a messenger RNA of Teleopsis dalmanni, 2875 nucleotides long. RefSeq names its product adhesion G-protein coupled receptor G2-like. Gene Ontology annotation, molecular function: G protein-coupled receptor activity. The transcript has 2 exons. NCBI's taxonomy places the organism in Eukaryota, Metazoa, Arthropoda, Insecta, Diptera, Diopsidae. The record is from RefSeq and is a predicted model, not a curated record. Bases 293 to 2800 code for a protein of 835 amino acids. Gene Ontology annotation, cellular component: membrane. Gene Ontology annotation, biological process: cell surface receptor signaling pathway; adenylate cyclase-activating G protein-coupled receptor signaling pathway.